Arabidopsis arenosa is the source of this 1202-nucleotide messenger RNA. NCBI's taxonomy places the organism in Eukaryota, Viridiplantae, Streptophyta, Magnoliopsida, Brassicales, Brassicaceae. The record is from the annotation of a GenBank genome assembly.
GAUAACAUUUCGUUUUGAGCUUUUCUCAGGGUUAAUAGAUUGGAAAAUAUGGCGUUGCAUUCGACUGCACUUAACGUGGAGAAUGAUUGGAAACCUGAAAGAACUCUUGUUCUACUCGGUCGAACAGGGAAUGGUAAAAGCGCAACGGGAAACAGCAUUCUAGGUAAAACUAUGUUUCAGUCAAAAGCAAGAGGAAAAUUCAUUACCAAAGAAUGUAAGCUACAUAAAUCCAAGCUACCAAAUGGUCUGACCAUCAAUGUUAUCGACACUCCUGGUCUGUUUAGUGCUUCCUCGACGACAGAUUUUACCAUCAGAGAAAUCAUUAGAUGCUUGCUUCUAGCUAAAGGUGGUAUCGAUGCAGUGCUUCUUGUCUUCUCUAUAAGGAAUCGGUUAACAGAAGAAGAACAAUCAACGCUUCGCACAUUAAAGAUCCUUUUCGGAAGUCAAAUCGUUGACUAUAUAAUCGUUGUUUUCACCAAUGAGGAUGCACUUGAGUAUGGAGAAACUUUGGAUGAUUAUUUGGAAGAUUGUCCUGAAUUUCAGGAGAUUCUCAAAGAAUGUGAUGAUCGUAAAGUGUUGUUUGACAAUAGUUAUAAUGCCCCUGUGAGCAAGAAAGAAAGACAAGUCAAUGAUCUUCUCAACCUCGUCGAACAAAUCUCAAAGAAGAACAAUGGAAAAUCUUAUAUGGCUGACUUAUCACAUGAGCUAAGGGAGAAUGAGGCCACUAUAGAGGAAAAGCAGAAGCAGAUUGAAGCAAUGAAAGGUUGGUCUUCAAAACAAGAGAUAUCUCAAAUGAAAAAGGAACUAGAGAAAUCGCAUAACGAAAUGCUCGAGGGGAUAAAAGAAAAGAUCUCUAAUCAGCUGAAGGAGUCAUUGAAAGAUGUGAAGGAGCAAUUAGCUAAGGCACAAGCCGAGAGAGAAGAAACCGAGAAAAAGAUGAAUGAAAUUCAGAAACUAUCUUCUGAUGAGAUCAGGAGGCUGAGAGAACAACUCAACAAAGCUGAGAAAGAAACUGCUUCGUUACGCACCGAACUCAACAAGAAAUGUACUGUUCUUUGAUCAUAUCUUAAAAUGCUAUGUAUGUAUAAUCAUAAUAAUCACAUACCAUAACAUGUAUGAUAUAUGAAACAAUAAACCAAAGUCUUGAAGGAUUAUAUCAAAAUCUUCAUUGUACUUUGAUCUAAUAAUACAUCAAAAACAUA